This is a messenger RNA of Sinocyclocheilus rhinocerous, 4018 nucleotides long. Its product is annotated as collagen alpha-5(IV) chain-like. The record is from RefSeq and is a predicted model, not a curated record. The transcript is spliced from 29 exons. Gene Ontology annotation, cellular component: collagen trimer. Gene Ontology annotation, molecular function: extracellular matrix structural constituent conferring tensile strength. Bases 1 to 3597 code for a protein of 1198 amino acids. Lineage: Eukaryota; Metazoa; Chordata; Actinopteri; Cypriniformes; Cyprinidae. Gene Ontology annotation, biological process: extracellular matrix organization.
AUGAGCGUGCUUAGUCCAGCAGACGGCAUUAAGUGUAAGCGACUUAAAGGUGCACCUGGUUUGCCUGGAUCUAACGGAGACAGAGGAUUCCCGGGAGGGCCAGGGCUCAUGGGCCCACCUGGAAUACCAGGACCUCAGGGUCUCCCUGGAGUCCCUGGAGAGAAGGGCGACCCAGGCGAUGCACUCUCUGUUCGGGGUGUGAAAGGAGAAAAGGGAGACACAGGCUUUCCUGGCACUUCAGGUCUGCCGGGACUCAACGGAAGACCUGGUCGUGAUGGAGUUCCCGGUCCCCCAGGCCUCAGAGGACCACCUGGUUCGGCAUUAGUGAAAGGCUCACAAGGUCCAUCAGGUGAACCUGGCUUGCCAGGACCUCCAGGAGACAGGGGUCUGUCGGGUCCCCCAGGAUUUGGUCCUCAGGGACCUCUUGGAGAGAAAGGUAUCCAGGGUGUUUCAGGAAGAUCAGGGGCCCCUGGAGCACCAGGUCAGAAAGGUGAACCUGGGUUGGCAGUGUCAGAUAAAGGUGAACGUGGACCCCCAGGACGUGAUGGAGAUCCAGGUUUGCCAGGAAGUCCAGGUAAUCCAGGCCUACCAGGACAGCCUGGGUUCCCUGGCUUACUUGGACCCAAAGGAGAUCCUGGUCUUUCUGGUAUUGGUUUGCCAGGACCCCCUGGUUCUAAAGGAUUUCCUGGUAUUGCUGGUUCCCCUGGUGGACCUGGUAUUCCUGGACGACCAGGUUUGGACGGACUGCCUGGUCAGCCUGGAUUACCUGGACCCAAAGGAGAGACUGGUUUUGGUCUACCUGGACCUCUAGGCCCUACAGGAUUACCAGGCAGUAAAGGUGCUCCCGGUUCUAAAGGUGAUCCUGGUUUCCCUGGAAGCCCUGGUGCACCAGGUCGUCCAGGUCUUGACGGGGCUUCUGGAUCUAAAGGUGAUCCUGGUUUUCCUGGUGGUCCUGGUUCUCGUGGCCCCCCAGGGCCCCCUGCCUUUGGCCUUCAGGGCCCCCCUGGUCCUCCUGGAGCUCCUGGCUCUAUGGGGUCUAAUGGAGUCCCUGGUGUGAAUGGAGAGAAAGGAGACCGUGGCCCCCCAGGUUCGAGUUUUCCAGGGUUGCAAGGUGACAGAGGAAGCCCUGGACUUCCUGGGCCUCCUGGUUCUGCUGGUCCACCUGGGGGUCCAGGACUACCUGGUCAAGAUGGCCUAUCAGGACUGCCCGGGCCUAAGGGAGACAUUGGUGGGAUGGGUGCUCCAGGACCUGCAGGUGCCCCUGGCAACCCUGGCAGACAAGGCUUUUCAGGACCAAAAGGAGAUGACGGUGUCCCAGGACGACCAGGAAGCUCAGGUUUCCCAGGAUCAAAGGGAGACAAAGGUGACCCAGGCAUUCCAGGCCCACCUGGCCUAGGCCCACCUACAGGUCUACUUAAGGGACAAAAAGGAGAACCCGGAUCUCUAGGUUUUAGCGGACCACCAGGAGCAAAGGGUAUUCCCGGUAUCACUGGAGAUCCUGGUCUCCCUGGGCAAGAUGGAAGGCCGGGUCUACGGGGACCUCCAGGCCUCAAAGGUGAUCCUGGUAUUCCAGGAACUCCAGGGUCUCCAGGAGCCCAAGGACUGAAGGGUAGCAUGGGGGAGAUGGGAUUACCAGGAGUUCCUGGAGUGAAAGGAAACUACGGCCAAACAGGCCGAUCUGGCCAGCCUGGUUCCCCAGGAACACCAGGGUUCCCGGGACCCAAAGGUGAUCCUGGCUCACCAGGAUUUGGAUUACCGGGAACUCCUGGGCCAAAGGGUGAACCAGGCCCUCCAGGAUUUCCUGGAACCCCUGGUCUGAAAGGCCAGCCUGGCCUUUCAGGAUCUUCAGGCUUGCCUGGUAGCCCUGGACCAAAGGGUGAUCCAGGACUCCCAGGAUUCCAAGGUGCACCUGGCAUUCCUGGCCCUAAAGGUUUGGAUGGUGCUCCAGGCACUUCUGGUCCUAGUGGAGCAUCUGGUAGGCCUGGAGAUCCUGGACGACCUGGAUUAACUGGCCUCCCUGGUGAUAAAGGUCUUGCUGGACGUGAUGGUAUUCCAGGACCUCCGGGACAAAAGGGUGAACCAGGCACUCCAGGCCUUGGUGGCCCAGGCCCACCCGGUUUCCCCGGUUCACCAGGGACUAAAGGAGACCCUGGUUUUCCGGGUCCUGCCGGUAGUCCUGGAUUUCCUGGUCCAAAGGGUGAUGCAGGAUUUCCUGGGUUGCCUGGCCCAGUUGGUUCUGGAGGACCACCUGGGCCUCCAGGCCUGCCUGUACAGGGACCUAAAGGUUUCCAAGGCACACCUGGUGCCCCCGGAAGAGCUGGUCCUGCAGGUUCUCCUGGCCCUGAGGGUCCCCGUGGACCUCCAGGUAGUGGAGGAGUAAAAGGUGAGAAGGGCAUGCCUGGACUCCCUGGGAUACCUGGUGCACCAGGACUGAAAGGAGAUUACGGUCCCCCUGGCUUUUCGGGUACUCCAGGAAAUCCAGGACCUAGCGGCCUGAAAGGAGAUACUGGACCUCAAGGUGUUCCUGGAUUCCCAGGACCUAAAGGACAGCUUGGCCUUCCUGGAUCUAAUGGCAACCCAGGAGAACGUGGUGACACUGGAACACCAGGUUCUCCUGGUGAGCCAGGCUUUGCUCCAAACCCAAUUCUUUUGAAGGGGGAGCGUGGUCAAUCUGGACCACCUGGUAUCCCAGGCAGCAGAGGCCCAACAGGUCCCUUGGGAUUGCAGGGUCUUCCAGGUUCGCCUGGUGACCCCGGAGACCCAGGUCCAAUGGGACCUCCAGGAUUUACCGGCUCACCAGGAAGGAAGGGAGAUACAGGACCAGCUGGACAACCAGGUUCGCGUGGUUACCCCGGCCCUCCUGGUCCAGAAGGGAUUCAGGGCCUUCCAGGUAUCGCAGGAUCAUCGUCUGCCGCACACGGUUUUCUGAUCACGCGCCACAGUCAGACCACAGAGGUGCCAUCGUGUCCUGGAGAUACAAGACUCAUCUAUGACGGCUACUCUUUACUCUAUGUGCAAGGCAACGAGAGGGCGCACGGACAGGACCUGGGUUCGGCUGGUAGUUGUCUACGUCGUUUCAGCACGAUGCCUUUCAUGUUCUGCAACAUUAACAAUGUCUGCAACUUUGCUUCCCGCAAUGACUACUCCUAUUGGCUGUCCACACCACAGCCCAUGCCCAUGAACAUGGCUCCUAUCACUGGAGAGAGCAUCAAACCUUUCAUCAGUCGGUGCUCUGUGUGCGAAACUCCAGCCAUGGUGAUUGCUAUACACAGCCAGACCAUUCAGGUGCCAUCCUGCCCGGACUACUGGGCCGUGCUCUGGAUCGGUUACUCCUUCAUGAUGCACACCAGUGCAGGUGCUGAGGGCUCAGGUCAGGCUCUUGCCUCUCCCGGUUCCUGUCUGGAGGAGUUCCGCUCGUCUCCGUUCAUCGAGUGCCACGGUCGAGGCACCUGCAAUUAUUACAGCAACUCGUACAGCUUCUGGCUGGCCACUGUGGAUGUGAAUGAAAUGUUCAGAAAGCCGCAGUCAGAGACACUGAAAGCUGGAAACUUGCAGACCCGUGUGAGCCGCUGUAUUGUGUGUAUGAAGAGGACGUAACGUAGUGACAUUUUUGCAGUCUGUUGUUAUUGUUGAGGAUCAGCCAUCACUUAAAACGACUGCGGGGCCAUCAUGCUGAUUUCCAGUGAAGUUUCAUUGGUGCAGUAUCUUCACAUUUAACUCUAUGGUGCUACUGUGUGACACAGCAAAAGAAACUGAACAAAAUCAAUGAAUUUAUUAGUCUUUUUUUAUUUGAAAGAAGUACCUCAAAAGAAAAAUGCAGAUCCAGCAAGGUGCCAUGGCAGUUGUGACAACAAUGUGCAUUAGAAUUUUCUUUUUUUCUCUAGAGAUUCUUUUCAUGUAAUAUUUUCCUACAAGAAUUUUGAUGUUGGUACACAAAUGGUACAUUUUUGGGGAGAAGCACUCUCUCGCUUUUUUCUAUUUUCUUUCGAGUGGAAUUGUCUCCAUGUUACCAAAUCGG